Corythoichthys intestinalis (scribbled pipefish) is the source of this 11043-nucleotide messenger RNA. Its product is annotated as calmodulin-regulated spectrin-associated protein 3-like. The record is from RefSeq and is a predicted model, not a curated record. Lineage: Eukaryota; Metazoa; Chordata; Actinopteri; Syngnathiformes; Syngnathidae. The transcript has 19 exons. Gene Ontology annotation, biological process: cytoplasmic microtubule organization; neuron projection development; negative regulation of microtubule depolymerization. Gene Ontology annotation, molecular function: spectrin binding; microtubule minus-end binding; calmodulin binding. Gene Ontology annotation, cellular component: microtubule minus-end. Bases 107 to 4816 code for a protein of 1569 amino acids.
CAGACCCUCCCUCUUUUUCCUCCUCCGCCUCCUCCAUCGUCCUUCCCUUCUCAUCCCUCCAUCCUCCUCCUCUUCCUACCGGUGCUCCGUGCGCCUAAGCGCGGCUAUGGUGGACUCCGGGCCCGGCGACGCCUCGACGACGAGGAAACCCUUCUCGGUGCCGGAGAUCCCCCCGCUGGACCGCUGCGACUUCAACCGGGCUAAGAUCCGCGCUAGCGUGCGUUGGCUGCUCUGCAAAUCUUACGGCGGUGCAGAAAAUGUGCCAGUGGAGUUGCGCGAGCCACUCUAUAAGGACCAGUAUGAUCAGGAGCACCUCAAGCCGGCAGUGGCCGAGCUGCUGGUCUCCCCGGAGAUCUACUGUCGAGCCGUGGCCUUGCUUCUCCGGGCCCGCGGCGUGCCCACCUCGGCCUCGCGGGAUGUGCCCUCCGACAACUGCUCCCUGCUGCAGUUCCUUACCAAAAAAGGCGUGGCCCCACAGGUCCAAGAUGUGGACGUUAGCGAGGAUGACCUCAGCUGCACUCCCGUCAAGAUGAACGCCCACCUGGCCGUGAUGGACUCGCUGAUGUCCCUGGCCGCCAGGGAGAUCGUAGACCGGGUCAAAAUGGCGGCCGAGGCCGGGCAAAUGGGUGUCGGGGCACCGUGGGAGAACGCGCUGCUCUUCUGGGUCAACAGGUUGAACCAGAAGUUGAGAGAAAGCACCGAGGAAGAAGAGACGCCCAAACAACCGCCGCCACCGAAUGCUGACCCGCAGCCCUCCCAGGAAACGGGUCCGCCCACCCGCUGGUACUGGAAGCUGGUCCCCCAUGCAAUCGCUUUUUGUUUGAAGGAGUCGGGGAACAAACCUCCAGUGAUCCGCUACAGGAAGGACAAAGUGCAGUCCAAGCUGACGCCCACCUUCCCGUUGGUCACCGCCGUCAAAGAUCUAUCUAAUGGUUGCGCUAUAGCUGCUGUGAUGCACUUCUACUGCCCCGGCGUGCUGCCUCUUGAGGAUGUUUGUCUGAAGGACACCAUGUCAGUGGCUGAUAGUCUUUACAAUUUGCAGCUGAUUAAAGAGUUUUGUGAGAACAGUUUGCAGAGUUGCUGCCUUCUUCCGCUCGAGGAUCUUCUCUAUGCUCCGCCUCUUUUACAUCUGAACAUCAUGAGCUUUGUAGCAGAAUUGCUAGAGUGGUUCGAGAUCAAGAAGCCGGAAUUUGUCCAACCGAUAGAAGCCGUCGAUCUCACAGACAUCUCAGGUUUAGUGUUUUGUACCAGUCCUGUCAGUGGGAACAGCAACAGCGGUUCUCCUUUGUUUGUCUUCAAACAACCUUUUGUGACCGUCUCCUCCCCUGUAACACAAGAAAACAAAAGCUGGACAAAGAAACAAAUCAGUCGUCCUCUGUCCGCAGUGACUUUCAGCAUCCCAUUUGGGCUGGACAGUGAUGUUGAUGUUGUCAUGGGCAACCCAAUAGAUUCUGUCUUUCGCUCUGUCAGCACGGACAGCCUGGCCGCCGGCAUCCCCGCGACGACCUUGCCUGCGGGGAUGACUCGGGUACCGUACAGCCCCCCCGAGGACCUCAGCCACCUGGUCAGCGCCUCGGCACCGUCUCAGCGGUCUUCCUGGGGACCUUAUACGCACUCGGCACCCUUGGGAGUGUUGCCCGCUGUUGAGGAGGCGGUACAAAUGACUCCUGGCGGUAAGGAACGCAAAAAGGAACGGACUGCAGAGAAAGGAGGAAAGGGAGUUUCGGCUGCAAGACCAGAGCCCAGGUUGUGUCCUGAGGGUGCCCCUGCUGGGUUUUUCCUGCACUCUCCAUUCGAGGACAAUCCUCAGCUCAGUAGCUCUGCGCCAUGUCGCUCGGGAGUCAUUUAUCGGCCAGUGGGCGGAGAGGCAAGUAGUAGUAGCGGUAGAGGGGAGAGGAAGGAGAGGCCAUCGCGGGCAACAGAUACGUCACGUGACGAUGACUCUGUCUUGCGAGACGGCAGCGUUGACUCGUCAGAAGCGUCUGACGAUACCCCCAGAAAUGCCCCUGGUAACAUGCGACCCAGUAAGAGUCAUCAGGGACACGACAGUGCCAACAACAGCCCACGUCUGACAAGCUUUGCAGAGCGACGGGAAAACAGAAGAAGGAAUCCCAUCGCUUCUGGGGAAGACUUCGCCACUACCCCGACACCAACGACCCCAGGAACUCCACGCACUCCGUGCACACCAGUAGGAACUCCGUGCCUCAAAGGUCCAGAGCCGGGUUCAGAAGCCUGGGAGCUGGGAGCUCGUCUGGAGGAAAAACGGAAAAGCAUCGAAGCUCAGAAGAGACGAAUUGAGGCCAUCUUCACUAAGCACAGACAGAGGCUCGGAAAAACAGCCCUCCUAAAAAUGAAACGAGAGCAAGGAGAGGGUGGGGGAGAGGCAAUGGAAGAGGAUAACCUCUCUCUGGAGGAGCGUCUCAGUCAGAUGGAGGCACAGCUGAAAAAGGAAGAAGAAAAGGAAAGAAAAGAAAAGGAAGAUGAAAAGGAGAAAGCCAAACCUUCCGUCUCAAACCCACCCCGGCUGGAAAAGCAGGUCACAUUUUCUAUCGACAGUAAGAAAGGACAAGAGAAAGAAAAAGCAUCAGAUAAAGAGACAGGAGGCGAUGUCCUAGUGGAGUAUAAUGAAAUUGUCCAGAAACUGAGUCAUGCUUUACAGUCACUACAGAAGGACAUGCAGAAACUAACUGAACAGCAGCAGCAACUUUUGGGGAACCAAAGACCUAGAAGCUCACAAAAAGUCACUCCAAAGCCAAAAGCUAAAAGCAGUACUAAGGCACCGGCCAAAACCCCGCCUGCCACACCCGCCAAGACUCCUCCAAGAACCCCGACCAAGAAUCCCGGCAUGAGCACCACCAAGGCAUGGAUGAUCCCCACAGGUUCCAAAACAUCCUCCGUGUCUUCGCCGUCCCGACGAACCCAUGCAGUCUCUGCGUCGACUUCGCCCAAAACAAUUGUCUCCUCAUCCUGUCCGGCCCCUCGCACCAAGAUCCACAUCUCAUCCGCUCCCCACAGUCCCAAGCACCAACCACGAACGCAACCUCAUCAGCGACCCUCAGAGCUGAAGUUUCCCCCUCUCAAUCGUGUUUUGACUCCAACUCACACUGUGGAUACACUACCCCACUUGCGCAGGGUUUCACCCAGCAAAUGUCAAGAUCAGACAUCGUCGUCCUUUCGCAUUGGUGGUCUUCGAACUCCUCAGGAGGUUCCUCAAACUGCGCCCCAAACUGAUGAUAGUACCUCAGACACCGCGUCCAGCGAGACCCCGACCCAGUUCAGCCUGGAGCUUGAGCAGGACGAUGCCGAGGCUUCCGCGGUGCCCAUACCGCCUCCCCCAAGGGCCACCAGUGGCAGUAGCUCCGGAGCUCCCUCCGAAUGCUCGUUUGAGAGCGAGACCUUAUCAAUUUCUGCUGCAUUCAGCACAGGACGAGACAAAGGUGAUGCUGCUCUUGCAGAGAAGAAUCUCAGUAUGAUCGAGGUGUCGCUCUCCUCCGUGGGAGGACCAGAGGGAGGUGCUGAUGAACCAACAGAUGAGGCUCAGGACUUUUCUUCUGACUCAAUGAGUGAGCAACUAGAAUCUGCGGCAGAGCGUGGCGUUGUAAUCACUUCCGACGCCACAGAGCAGUUGGACUCAGCCACAGAAGGCGGGAACCUUUCGGACCAACAAACGGAAUCCAGUGAAGGCCAGGCGAAGUUAGACGUUGCGGAACCGCUUGGAGAAAGCAAUGAACUUGGAGCCAGAGGAGGGAUAGGAUUCUUCUUCAAGGAGGAUGUCGACAACGAAGAGGAGAUGGCCCAGCGGAAAGCUUUGCUAUUGGAGAGGCAACAGAAGAGAGCUGAGGAGCUAAAGAGGAAACGACAAGAGCAGGAUCGCGAAAAAAGAUCUGAAUCUUCCGAGAAGACUUCCUCUCCCUCUAACUCACCUCAAGUUGGAAACACCUCUUCCUCUCCAACUCCUCCGACCACUCCAGCACGACGUGGAGAUUUCACAAGAGUGGAAUACGCCCGUCGGCAGCAGCUCCGGCUCAUGGACGACCUUGACAAGGUGCUGCAGCGGAAAUCUACCAACCAGGGGCGAUCGCCUGUGAGGAAGACACGGGCACGGCCUCGCAGCGUCACCAGGGAGGAAACCAAACUCUCUUUGAGCCCUGCCAAAAAAUCCACAGCCCCUAAAAUGACCAAGUCUCAUUCUUCACUCAACCUGACAGCCACAGAUGUGCCUGAAACCAGUGAUGCAGACAAGAAAGUCCAAAGCCGACCUGAUUCACCCGCCGGAUGCUUGACGCCAAGCCGACUUGCAAAGCAGAACGGAGACUGGGAAACUGGUUCGAAUGGAACCUCGCCUGCACCAGAAUACACAGGUCCAAAACUCUUCAAAGAACCAAGUUUCAAGUCGAAUAAGUUCAUCAUCCACAAUGCACUGUCUCGUUGCUGCUUGGCUGGGAAGGUUAACGAAUCCCAGAAAAACAAGAUCGUUGAGGAGAUGGAGAAGAGCCCCGCCAACCACUUCCUCAUCCUCUUCCGGGACGCCAGCUGCCAGUUCCGUGGGGUCUACACGGCCAACCCCGAAUCCACAGAGCUGGUGCGCUUGACCGGCGUCGGCCCUAAGACCAUAAACUCGUCCCAGGUGGAAUCCAUGUACAAGUACAGCUCGGACCGGAAGCAGUUCAGCACCAUCCCUUCUAAGACCCUUGGCAUGAGUGUAGAUGCGUUCACCAUCCCUGGACAUCUAUGGCACGGUGGGGCAGCGGCAGCUGCAGGAGGUGGGGGCAGCAGAAGGGCGAGCGUCACCAAGAAAGCGCUCGUUUCCAAGUGACGGGACACCUCAUGAACAAAUUUCCGGUUUGGCCCUUUCCAGUGCAAAUAGUUUCUCUCAUAGUCAGAGUAAGAAACGUAUUGAUUUAAAAGGCUAUCCAACACAAGAUUAUAGCUAGUAAACCCUGACAUCUACUAGGACUAUGAAGUUGAUUUUAUAUAGAGUUUUUCUAGCUAUGCAAGGUUGCAAAGAAACUCUUUAAAGUUGAAUACAGUUGGAUACAAGUGACCCGAUUCACGAGAUUUUUUUCCCCGUUUUUUUACAUACUUUCAGAUGUUUUUUUUUUUUCUUUGACUAGCAUGUGAAAACUUGACAUUCGAGCACUCUAUUGUGCAGGAAACCUCAACUCCACUCACUGUACCACAAACAGCAGUUCGCAAAAUACUAGUGUUGAUACGCGCGACAUCAGAGGUUCUCAAAGUGUGGCACGAGUACUGCCAGUGUUUCGCGGCCUCCCAUUAGUGGCAGUGUUGUUUUUGUCAACGGUGACCAUAACGAAAAUAUUUCGUCAACGAACACAUUUCAUGACGAUGACGAGACGAUAACGAGCUUCAAACGUGUUUUGGGUGACUAAAACAUAACGAUACAAAUGUCAGUUUUCGUCUGAUGAGAGGAAAAUGAGCAAUAGUUUUCGUCACAAGUUAAUGUGUGACAUUUUAUGUGUAGUUAGCCUAAAUCGUAGCAAUGUCUGGUUGUGUCAUGACAUACCCGUGUCAUCGCCAGUCACUCCAGCUUGCACACACGGUAAGAUUUUUUUUCCUAUCUUGGCCAGAGAGAAUAUUCAAUGUUGCUUUAGCCUUCAAAGGUCUGUGCUGAGUGAUCAUCCCAAACUAAAUGUAACUCGUAGCCUUAGCAUUAGGCUAACGCCAAGUGAGCGUCCUCUUAAACUCAUGGACAACUUUUUUUUUUUUUUUUUUACAUACAAUUCGUGGCAUCCAGAUGGAUAUAAUUCAUUACCUGGGUCUUUCCCAAAGGGAAAGCCAAGGUAAUGUUGUUCUGCAACUUUAUUGUACUUAUUUUUAUUUAUUAUUAUUAUUCAAUAAUUGUCAACGUUUUUUUUCGGCACACCGCGCAGCCCAAACCGUAGCCCCGAUUGGCACCGUUCAAGUAUCGGCACGACCGGAAUUUUCAUGUGACGAUGGGAAUUUUUCAAACGGCCCCGAAAAUUUUUCCGUUCGACCGUAAACGGCAACUUUCCGAAACUAUCCUACAAUUUUUGAGCAAAUCAAAUAAUUUAGGCUUCCAAAAUUCCGGGACGGUGAGGGGCAUAAAAGUGGUAUAUAGAAUUUGGCAAAAAUUUACAGUUCCCCGGAAAUUUGCCAAAAAUAUUCCUAUUCAUUUUUAAUGGAAAAAAAAAAAAAAAACGGCGCGCUGCACAGCCCGAACCGUUUGACUGAUCGGCACCGUUCAAGUAUCGGCAUGACCGGAAUUUUUGCGUGAAGCAGGAAAUUUUUCAAAUGGCCCCGAAAAAUUUUCUGUUCGCCCGUAAAUGGCAAUUUUCCAUUAAAAAAAAAAAAAGUUUCAAAAUGUAUCUAGUUAAAAUGUACUGUUUUCCUGCAAGUUGAUGUUGUCCUUGUACAUGCUACAAUAUGUGCUCACAUCUCAAUGUUUAUUCGGAAUAAUUGGAAACCUUUAUUUAUUUAUUUUUGAGUACAUUUAAAAAAAAAUCAAAAACAUUUUUAGAAACUGUAGACUUAAACUACUCAAAAUUAGUCUUGAGUUUUCGUCAACAAAAUUAAACGAAGACAUAUUUUCAGAUGACUAAAAUAUGACUAAGACUAAUAAGUAAUAUUGUCCAAAAGACUAAGACUAAGACGAAAAUUAAAAGGGCUGCCAAAAACAACAUUGAUCUGUGGUAGACAAAAGAUUGAAUUAAAUGUUCGAAUGACCUUCUUGUUUUUUGAUUCAGUCCAAAUAAAUCGGUUUGGUAGGUAAUGAGUUAAUUUUGUGCCACUUCAUAUACAUUUUGGGCAUUACGGGGUCAUGUCCUGAACAUUUUAGGAUCAUUUCAUGUCAUUUUAGGGCAUUUCCGGGUCACUUCCUCUUUAUUUUGGGGCAUUUCUGGUUCACUUUGAUAAUUUUGCGUAAAUUUCUAAUGGUUUUAGGGCUUUCCCGGAUCACUUCCUGUAUGUUUUGGGUCACUUCCUGUUAAUUUUGAGGAAUUUCGUGCAAAUGUUUUUUUCUCAAAAAAUAAUGACCGCCAAUGGAAAACACUGAACAUUAAGAUUUACAGUGUAUCACAAAAGUGAGUACACCCCUCGCAUUUCUGCAGUUAUUUAAGUAUAUCUUUUCAUGGGACAACACUGACAAAAUGACACUUUGACACCAUAAACAGUAGUCUGUGUGCAGCUUAUAUUAUAGAGUUAAUUUAUUAUCCCCUCAAAAGAACUCAAAAUAUAGCCAUUAAUAUCUAAACCCCGGCAACAAAAGUGAGUACACCCCUUCGCAUUUCUACAGAUAUUUAAGUACCCCGCCCGUCUCAUCAGACCAUAGGACAUGCUUCCAGUAAUCCAUGUGCUUUGUUGACAUGUCUUCAGCAAACUGUUUGCGGGCUUUCUUGUGUACCGUCUUCAGAAGAGGCCUCCUCCUGGGGUGAAAGCCACGCACACCAAUUUGAUGGAGAGUGCGACGUAUGGUCUGAGCACUAACAGGCUGACCCCCCACCUCUUCAGUCCUUGCAGCAAUGCUGACAGCACUCCUGUAAUGAGUCACAUGACAUUUUGGAGGGAAAAUGACAAGCAGUACUCAAUUUGGACAUUUAGGCAUGUACAGUUCGUAGUUUCUAAGGGGUGUACUCAGUUUUGUUGCCAGGGAUUAAUGGCUAUAUUUUGAGUUAUUUUGAAGGGAAAAUAAAUUAACUCUAUUAUAUAAGCUGCACACAGACUACUUUUUUAUUGUGUAAAAGUGUCAUUUUGUCAGUGUUGUCCCAUGAAAAAAUAUGGCGGAAAACACUCAGGUGUCAUGAAGUUCUGCUCUGAGACCCCCAAUUUAGCCAACUUUCAAAACUGUGCAUGUGUGAUACAUCAUUGGAAAGCUUAAAAUCUCAAUUUUCUAGGGGAAAAUUUUUUGAACAGGAGGGCAUUUAAAAAAAAAAAAAAAAAACAUUUUAAACACCAAAACCCUAACUGGAGGUGAGAUCACGCAAGAGCAGAAUUACAGACGCCAUGACUUUAACGAGAUAUUAUCGCUUACUUACCUUGUUUUGAUCCAAAAACUCUAUGUAGCAUGUAUCACUGAGUGUGAAGACACAGCUGUGAAUGGCCACAGCUGGAUUUUUGGGGGGGAUUUCAUGGGUGAAACAUGGUAAUAUAACAAGGGUCGCGAUGCAGAAAUCACAGACAUUAAGGAGUGGUCGAAAUGUUCUUUUUCAUAUAUUUACCCUUUUAAACGUUUUUUUUUUUCCAAUUAUUUUUUUGUUUGGAUCGAUUAUUUAUCAUCGAACAUUUUGUAGAAACUGCAACAGUAACAAAAAAAUUACAAUUAACCGAUAGUUAUGAGGUAGAUAUCCGUGACUUUUACAGACGCAAUUUUUUCCAUUGUGACAUAAUUUGUUUAAAAGUUUAAAAUAUGUGAGUGAAUAAUUUUUUCUAAGUUGUUUUUUUUUCCAAACGAAAUAUGAGACAUCAAUUAAUGAUUUUAAGCUAAAAAAAAAAAAAAGAGACAUUUUGAAAAAUAAAUAUAAUUACCUUCGUUUUAUGGCUGGGUUGAAACAAAAGCGGUUGCGCAGCGUCUGUAAACGAGGGUUUUCAGGGUAAAACGGACAAAUUAAAAAUAGUUUGGGGGCUUCAUGCUCCAUGAAUCUGCUAUGGCAGCAUAUAGACAUAUUGUUCUAAUAAACACAACAGUUGUUUUGGCUUAAAAUACAGCAGUUUCUUUGAAAGAUGAGUACAAGAGCAGAAACUGCUUUUUCAGUCUUGUCUGUGUUUUCCGCCAUAUACUUAAAUAUCUGCAGAAAUGCGAGGGGUGUACUCACUUUUGUGAUACACUGUAAGUUUCAGUUUAUCAAAAAUGGUAUUAAAUAUCGAGUAUCGUGACAACAGUACAGGGAGUUCUUAAAAACUCGCUUUGUUCUUGUUGUUAUUCAUAGUGAGGAUAUGAACUAAAAUGGCUACCUAUUUGUUAUUUGAGGACUGAUCAGAAUGAAAUUUGGUAGGUAUAUUCUAGGGAUGUUUAUGUAUUGAUCUUUGGAGCCAAGUUUUUUUUUUUUUUUUCUCCUCAGGGUUUAUAAAUUGAUUACGGAUUGAUUAAUUGAGGCCGUUAUGUUGUUAUCCAUAAGAUAUCAGUAUUUUGUUGUACCUUGUUUGGGUACCGGGCUGUAGUAGUUCAUUAUUUGAACUUGUAACCCUGUAGUUCAAUUGUAUUCAAUUUAAACUACAAAAGAUUCACAUUUAAUAUUUUGGAACUGUGACUUUUCAAAUGCAGUAUUUAGGAACAUAUUCUAUGUGUAAUACCAUUUCAUUUAAUCUUUGAGUAUAUUACAUUUUUCCCCCCAAAUCUAAUCAACUAAUUAACUCAUUGCCUAUCAUUAACAAGCGUGGGAGUCCAAGUCAUGUAAACUGGAAGGACUGGCUGUGAAUGCUCCUCUUUCAGUGCCACUGACGGCGCUAGACAUCCAAUACAUUUUGGUAUUUGGAGUGCCAAGUAUUCUAAUGUGUGAAAACUGCUGCUUUAGACCGUUUCAACAGCAAAUCUAGGAAAGAAUUUGAAUGUAUAAAGUUGUAAACCUUAACUCGUAUCUUAAAGCACCACUGUUCUAAAUGAAUUUCUCUUCCAAACCCUUGAAGUUGUUGUCAAAGUCCAUUUUUAUGAACAUGCCGCAUUCACGGGAUGUCAUUUUUAUACAUGACCUGUUUUGGUUCUGAAUGUGGAGAUUUGAUGAUGUUCGGCAGGAACAAAAAAGCAGAACAUAUUUUCAUGCUCAUCUUUAAAUAUAGCGACGACAAAAUUAAAGGCAUUAAAGUUGAAAAAUAUGGAAGUACUUGCCAUAUAUGAUCAUAUUUUGGACCUAGAAUACAUCUGCAAAGGCGUGAAUGGUUGCCAGUGAGUGGCUGAUCAUUGUACUGUACUAUUACACCUCACAAAAAAAAUGACUCAGAACGUAGUUUCUGAUUGACUCCUUGCAAAAUGAAGCUGAUUUUGUACUUUUGAGUGGAAGGAUGUUGACUCAAGUGGUGCUUUACCAAAAGGACGUGAUGUCUGAAAUGACCGAUUAAACUCUUCUUCAACCAAGGAAUAUAUUUUAAGCACUUUUUUUAUUGUUAUAUUUCAAAAUGUGUGAAUUCCUCAACCAUGAACGCAGCACAACUCAUAUCAAAUCAAUGUUUUCAUCAACAUUUAUUGCACUUUCCUCAUUACUUAGUGACACAAAGAGCCGGAGUGUUGUUCUAUUGUUAUAAUGUGACGUCCACUAUUUGACAAGAGCCCAAGUACAUUUAUUUCAAUUAUACUGAUGCAUUUGAACAAAAUAAACAACAAAAAUGUUUUACAGGCACUUCUAAGUACAGAUUUUAGCUGACUGCUUACUGUUGUGGGUAUGAUUACCACAUUUGUGAAUACUAUUGACCACUCUGAAAUACAGUAGGGGAGAACAGGGUUGGUUGUCACAUGUGUUGGUUGACAUAUGUGCUAUAACUCGACCACCAGAUGUUGCGGAGUAUCAGUAUUGACAUGAUCAGAGUUGCGCUAAUAAUAAAUCUACAUCGUUGGUUGGGACGAUAUUGCAUAAACUGGAUGUACAUUUUUUGCUGGGAACGAGACAUUUAUAAUGAUCAAUGCAAAAUAAAUCUGUAUUGACUAAUACUAGCUUUUAUGUGUAUGUGUUCAGACCUAUUUAAUUCAAACCUUUGUUUUCAAAAACUACUAAAGAAAAAUUUUGAAAACUUCCAGAAAAAAUAUCCAGAUUUUAUGAGCAAAUUUUAAAAAUGCAUUAUUUGAACAUCACUUAAGUUAUAUAACAUACACAAUAAAUCCAAGCUUGUUAAUCAUCUCGUAAUGAUCCAGGAAUUACACAGUUUAAUGUUAUGCUAACUCUGAUGCAAGUCGGACUUUCAGUAACAAAAUUAGUGGCGUGUUCCCCACUUCCACGACAUUGACAUUGUUUUACAUUUCUUACAAGUGGCUGCUGCUGGCUGCAAAAAUAAAUUCUAAUAUCCCUAAUAUCUAACGAGUGUGUGUGUCUGUGUGUGUGUUGGGGGGGGGGGGGGGGGGGGACUGAAGUCAUUAACCAA